This is a messenger RNA of Aspergillus thermomutatus, 336 nucleotides long. RefSeq lists its product as uncharacterized. Bases 1 to 336 code for a protein of 111 amino acids. The transcript has 2 exons. Lineage: Eukaryota; Fungi; Ascomycota; Eurotiomycetes; Eurotiales; Aspergillaceae. The record is from RefSeq and is a predicted model, not a curated record.
AUGCCCACACCCAUAGCAACACCGAACAACAUACCCCCCUACACACCCAUGCCCUCCCUGGGCCACGAACUAGGCGUCAUGUUCGGUUUCAUCGUCGCCUGCUUGCUGAUCAUGGCGGUGUACAUCUAUUUCUGGCGGGCCGCCGACCGCCGCGACAAGCAGCGUGAUAGGGAUCGGCAGAGAGACCUUGCUCGACGGGCGUUCCGGUUCGAGCGUCACGAGCGUCUCCGGGAAUGGGGACGUCCGCAGGAGAAGAUGCUGGAUAGGGAGAUUGUGCAGCCGGUUGGGGCGGUGGGAUUACCGUCUUUGCGUGGUGGUGGUCGUGAGAGGAGAUGA